AUAAAAGCAAUUAAUGUCAAGGUGGAGCUCGUAAUUGAUAAUACUCUGUGCGAUAAUGAAAUUUUGUUCUGCAUAAAUGCGUAAGAAGGGACAUAAUUCUGAUCAGGUCCAACGCAAUAGAGAAAUAUAACCUGGUAUAUUGUGAGUUCCAUCCAUCACUCGUGAGACAUUUUUAAACAUCCGUUAGUGGCCCACCUGCUAAUGACCCAUAUCUAUUGGCCUUUGUGUUUCUGUUUCACGAGGUCCUUGUUUUACUAGGUUUUAUCUAUAUGAGCAUACAAAAUAUAAAAGAGAUUGGGAAAACAAAUGAUGGAUGAUGUUCUUAAAUGUGUGUCAGUUACACUUGGAUGAAAAGAAAAGUGGCCGCUUUAUUGUCAAAGCUUUGGUCAUCAGCUUCAAAAGUUUCUUUUAAACUGCUUAAUACUGUCACAGUCUAAAUGAUUGAAGAUUUUCAAAUUUCGAUAAUUUAUGUGGACAUUGGUAUUCUUCGAAAUGAAAACCUUGGAAUUUUGACGUAUGAUUUAGUGAAUAAUGGGUCAGAUUGUGGCUGGUGGAGGUUUUAUUUUAUUGUCAGAAAUAGAUCAAAGCAGGCAGCAUUUGGUAUGUGAGCAAACUGGCUUGUUUUUAACACUGAUGACAAUGGCAUUGUAGAAUAGUGUAAGAUCAAUGAAGUGACGCAAGUCCAUAAUGAGUUUAGAAACCAAUACAACAGAGAGUAGAUAACUGCACUAUGCAAUAUACUGGAGCUAGACUUCAUCUAUCUCGGUAAAUGACAUCCAAAGCCCAAUUGAGGCCAAGAAUUGCAGGCUGACAGCUUGUGCACAGUGACUGUGCAUGAAUUCUUCCAAUAGUCGUGUACAGAUCAGGUGACAAAAUAGAGGUGGCGACAGAUUCCGAUAUCAGAGGGGGUGCCAAGGUUCCUGGGAAGAUGGGCCGGAAAAAAAUCCAAAUCUCACGAAUCGGCGAUGAAAGAAACAGACAAGUAACCUUCACCAAGAGGAAGUUUGGUCUGAUGAAGAAGGCGUAUGAGCUGAGCAUCCUCUGCGACUGUGAGAUUGCUCUCAUCAUCUUCAACAGCGCCAACAAGCUGUUUCAGUACGCCAGCACCGACAUGGACAACGUGUUGCUGAAAUACACUGAGUACAACGAACCGCACGAGAGCCGCACCAAUAAAGACAUCAUUGAGGCUCUGAACAAAAAGGAACACAAAGGGUGUGAGAGCCCUGAUCCUGAGGGCGACCUGUACAGUAACUCGAUGACCUCCGAGGAGAAGUACAACAACCAGCACACAAACAGAAUGGCUGACGACUACCAGCGCUACCAGGGCGUUCAGAGGAACAUGUCCCCAUACCCAGGUCCAGGGAUGCCCCCAGGCUUGACCUCAGGUAUCCCCAUCCACAACUACAUGAACCAGCCUCUGUCAGGGCACGGAAUGUCCCCACAGCAUCCCUCUCAGGUCAACUCAGGUCCGGGGCUGCUCCAGCCCCCUCCGGUCCACCAUAGUCCGCGGCCAAAUUCUACUGGUGGAAUGAUGGAGAUGAGUAGUUCUUCACCUGCUCCCAAUGGUUACCCCCACAGAGCCUCCCCCUGCCCUUCCCCUGGAGCCAUGGUCAACAGACAAUCGAGACAGUCUCCUCCCUCCAGGGGGCCUCCCAUGGGUCGUCCAAUGAUGGGCAACUCGCACAAUGGACUGGUCAGUCCAGACUUGCAGGGACGCCCAAGUUCCUCUCUAUCAAACCCAGCAGUAUCACUAACAACACCUAGUGUCCCAGGCAACAGCUAUCCGUCCCCUCUACCUACAUCCUAUCACAAUGACUACAACGUGAAUUCAGCAGACUUAACAGGUCACAUGUCAAAUUACAACCAUUCACCAUGGAAUAAUGGUGGGGGUCAUCACGGGGGAUCUCUUACUUCAGGAAUACCUCCAGGAGGGGGAGGAGGGGGUCAAAACCUUCAUGGCAUGCCUGGAUCUGGACACCUUUCUCCAUUAGCAGUGAAUACAAUGAAUCAGAAUGUACUCUCAUCUAUCAAAAGUGAGCCCAUCUCCCCACCCCGAGAGUCGACGACCCCUUCCAACCACCACUCACUACGACCCCCCUCGUCUGCAGGGCCGGGCCAUUUAUCACCAGUUCAGAACUUAAAUCACACACAUAGUAACAGUUCCUCACCCACGGGGAUAUCACCCCACCCACUAGAUUAUGAUGGACCACAUCUAAAAAGACAGCGUGUGGGUGGGUGGCCCACCUAGUGAUGGCCGAGUGUGGUAGCUAGUGAUUUGAUUAGUGAAAAGUGUUCUAGAUGUACUGACAGUUAUAUUAUAAAAAAUGACUUUAAUAUAUAUUGUUAUUUGGGGGGAAUGAAAUAUUCUGUGGACUAUUUAUACACAGGACUUUUAUGUGUUGCAGAAAGUGAUUGUGCCUUCAUUGUUUCCAAGACAUAGCCACUACUUCAUUGUAAAUAAAAACCCGCAUUUCACUUAAUUCUCAUCUUUUUCAUCAUCAUGAUAAUGGACUGCAAAGAAAAAGAUCAGCAUAGAGCCCCUCGGAAAGACAAGCAAACAGGCCACUGCAUUUAGGGGUUUUCCAAUCUCUGGUCAUUUCAUGCUAUCGCGCAGCUUCAUUUUAUUCCCUUGUGCCAGAAAUUCAGUGAACAUGCUUGUAAACCAUUUUUCCUGUUAAGAAACACUUAUUGUCAACUGUACACCAUUGUAAGAUUUUGUCAGUAAUUUUUUUUUAAACUUUAUUACUAUGGAACUAUGCUGUUUCGGCAAGCUAUCUUUAUGCAUUUACGUCAAAAUUAUAUUUAAUAUUACCAUUAUCCAAUUAAUGGUAUACUUUUAACAUAUCCAAGUCUUGUUCCCCUGUAAAAAACGGUCUUAUGCCUGCAAAUUUUAACCCCCCCCCCCCCCUAAUUUUUUUUUCUUGCAAUGAAUUAAAGAAUAAAGAUUUUUGAAUGAUAUAAUGUUUCUUGUCAGGAUGUGGAAUAUUGAUGUAAAUAUGUCCUCUUGACAACAUUCAAUUGGAUGUUAUACAAGCUGGUCUUGUGCCCUUGUGGAUUAUGUAUUAUAUACUAAAUGUUUUAUUAUUGUCAUAACAGGUGGAAUUUUAAGUACAUACUUGAUGUUAUGAAAGGGGUAAUUUCCAAAACUUCACAUAAUCACAUAAAAGGAUUUUUUUUUUCAAAACUUGAAACAUUAUCAAUUUUUUUUCCAUACACACAAAAGUGUUAACUUGAAGAUGUAUGUCUGCAGCAGAUUUAAUACAAGGAAAUUUUUUUUCUUUUUAAUCCAUGAAGUGGCCUUUUUCGUGUCAAACUUUAUCUUUUCAAAGUUUCACCAUGCAACGUCAAACCGGUGGUGUUGAAGCUAUAGAUAUGAAAUGUUCAUCUUGUAUACAACAGAAGAUCUGUGUUCCUCUUUUCCACCCACCUCUCUUUGUUUGCCUUAUAUUUUUUGAAUUGUUUCUUCACUGGUACAGUGUACUUACAUGUAGUUUCAGCAUUUUGAUCGAAAACGUGAGUUUUCUCCAUGCAAUGCAGUUAUACAAACGAACAUGCCUUUGAUUAAUAUAGUGCUGAUAUGGUUAUAGCCAACAAUUUCAUUUUGUUUAAUUUUUUUUAAUCAAAAAAGUGUUGAGGAUUUUUUUCCUUUUGUUUUUUGAAUAUUUUGUACAAGAUUAAUGUUUUACUGUUUUCAAUAUCUUUUUUAUCCUAAUUAAUUUUUGUAGUGAUAAGAACUUUUAGCAGCAUAAAUGGCAUUUUUGUGUGUUUUGAUUUCUAUGGCAAGGCAUGACAUAAUACAUGGUAAAUUUUUUAAAUUCAACAACAUUUUAAAGAAUUAAUUAUUUUCCAUCAACAAGUUUUUUAAAUGAAAAAUCUCUUUUACUCUCACUUUGUCAAAAUAUGCAAGGCGAGAAUCAAUGUAUUUUAAUUAAGUACAAUCAUGUUUAUAAUUGCUUGCACUGAUUACAUGCAAGUAUGCAAAUGUCAAAAUUAAAGCCUUGUACAGUACACCAUAUCUUUUACACCAACCAGAAACUCACUAGAUAGAUGAUAAUAUAAUAACAAACAGGUUCUGGUUCAUAUAGAGGGUUAAUUACAAUGAAAGUUCAUGAACCAUGUGCAGUAACCUGUUUAUGUACCAAUAACCCGAGAAUGUUUCACAGUAUUUCAUUGGUAACAUUUUUCUAGUCUGUUUUGUUUGAAUUAGUGUUUAAUUAUUGUUACCAACCGAGAAAAAAAACAGCAAAGAAAUCAAAACUAAACGACUAGUACAUGUAUCGGAUUUCUGGGUGGUUUCUUGUUUUUCCUUUGACCUAGUGAUCUCUAGCUGAUCAAUGUCCAUGUGUCUGUGCUAUAUAAAUCAAAUAUGAGCCAAUAAUUAAAACACUCUAGAGAUCUCCUACCACUUUGUUUGAUGAAUGAUAUUGUUAUGGCUUUAUAAUGCAUAUUUCUGGUCAAUAAAAUUGUUGUAACAGAUA
Molecule: messenger RNA, 4478 nt
Organism: Magallana angulata
Lineage: Eukaryota; Metazoa; Mollusca; Bivalvia; Ostreida; Ostreidae
Product: myocyte-specific enhancer factor 2C-like
Exons: 9
Coding region: 929-2248 (439 amino acids)
Biological process (GO): positive regulation of transcription by RNA polymerase II
Molecular function (GO): protein dimerization activity; RNA polymerase II cis-regulatory region sequence-specific DNA binding; DNA-binding transcription factor activity, RNA polymerase II-specific
Source: RefSeq, a predicted model, not a curated record